This is a messenger RNA of Microplitis mediator, 1252 nucleotides long. Its product is annotated as transcription factor E2F5-like. Gene Ontology annotation, biological process: regulation of transcription by RNA polymerase II. Bases 105 to 1091 code for a protein of 328 amino acids. The record is from RefSeq and is a predicted model, not a curated record. The transcript has 6 exons. Gene Ontology annotation, cellular component: RNA polymerase II transcription regulator complex. Gene Ontology annotation, molecular function: protein dimerization activity; RNA polymerase II cis-regulatory region sequence-specific DNA binding; DNA-binding transcription factor activity, RNA polymerase II-specific. Lineage: Eukaryota; Metazoa; Arthropoda; Insecta; Hymenoptera; Braconidae.
AUGUGGCGCGCUAUGGCGUUCAAGCUGUUGCGCCAAUUUCGAAGAUAAUCAUUGUGCUUUUGAAAUUUUGACAAACGGUUAUACGUGUGUAUUAUAAUAAAAUAAUGGCAGACAAUCAGCAAAGUAGAUUUGAAAAAUCUCUCGGUUUAUUAACCACACGAUUUGUAUCAUUACUUCAAAAAGCCAAGGACGGUGUCCUGGACCUCAAAGUUGCCGCUGAUAUCCUGGAGGUGCGACAGAAAAGGAGGAUCUAUGACAUAACAAAUGUCCUGGAAGGUAUCGGGCUGAUAGAAAAAAAAAGUAAAAAUUCUAUACAGUGGAAGCGGUCUAGGGGCGCAGGACCUGGAUGCAAUACUCAAGAAGCUGGAGAAAAACUCGGCGAUUUGAAAGACGAGUUGCGGAGACUGGAAGAGCAUGAGGAUUUGCUGGAUACUCAUACGCAGUGGAUGCAACAGAGUAUAAAAAAUAUUGAAAAUGAUUUUAAAAACCGUCAGUAUGCUUACGUGACGUAUGAAGACAUUAAGGAACAGUAUCCAGAUGACUGUGUACUGAUAAUAAAAGCCCCAGCUGAGACUGUACUAAAAGUACCGAACUUGGAAAAAAUAUUAGACGAUGAUAAAAAUAGUAAUAAGAGUAAUUAUGAGUUGGUUUUAAAAAGUCCUGCUGGUGAAAUAAAAGUUUUUAUGAUACAGCCCAUGUUGGCGGAAAAUUAUGAUAACAAAAUGCUGGAAGCGAGGUUGCAACAAGAGUCCAAGGGUCUGAAGAGAGAAAAAAUUGAAUGUGAUCACAAAGAUGAGCCCAAGCCAAAGAGAAGAUUGUCCAGGUUGAGCAAAAGCAGAGAUAAAGAACCAACGUCUGAUGAAGAUGAAGAGAGCGAAGAAUCUGAAUUACUGGAAGCUAAAAUAUUACUUAGUGAUCUCAGUACGAAGCUUCGAUCAGAAUCAUCCGACUCGAGUUUACUUGAUGACUUUUAUUCAGACUUUUGUGGACCAUUAUUAAGUUUAAGCCCGCCACCAAGUGAAAAAGAUUACCAUUUUAAUUUAAGUGAAAACGAAGGGAUACUUGAUCUAUUUGAUAUCGCUGCUAAAUAAUUGUAAAAUAAUUAUUUAUAGAUCGUAAUAAUUAAUAACUCGACUUGGGUGCACUGAUUGAUAUUCAAUCACUGUCCAAAUAUAUUUGGUCGCACCAAAACAUUAUUAUUAAAUAUUAAUAUUAUUAUUAAUUAUUAGUUAUUAUUAAUUAUUAUUAUUAU